Leptopilina boulardi is the source of this 1426-nucleotide messenger RNA. RefSeq lists its product as uncharacterized. The transcript has 4 exons. Lineage: Eukaryota; Metazoa; Arthropoda; Insecta; Hymenoptera; Figitidae. The record is from RefSeq and is a predicted model, not a curated record. The coding region runs from base 48 to 713 and encodes 221 amino acids.
UCUAAAUAUUAAUUUUGUUAUAGUUGAACUGCAAAGUAUCUACAAUUAUGUUGAACAUGAUUUUUAUAAUCGCAACUUUUGCUGCUGGGCUUCUGAGUUGUAUAUCAAAUACAGAGGCUCAUUUAGAUAGUUAUUAUAAUUUAACAACAAAUGAUAUAAUUGAAAAAUGUAAAAAUAAUGCCGUAGAUUUUAAUGAAAUAAACGAAAUUUAUAAGGACGUAUAUAAUUUUUAUUUGGGAAAACAUGAAUUAUCAAUUGAGGAUGUUUUAAAUAAGACUGACGACAAUUGUAUGGGAGAUUUAAAUCUCACGAAUAUAAUUGAAAGUGCAUUAAAAGUUAUACAAAAUUGUCUUAAGGAUGAUAUUUCCCUAACAGACGACGAUAUUAAAGUUUUAAUUCGUCAAAUUUUAAACAAAUUAUGUACUGUAACUCGACUUAAUUUCUACGAAAAUAGUCUUAGCAAUUGUAUGGAUAAGGAUUUCGAAGAAAGGUGUGAAGAAAAUUUAUUUAAAUCAGCAAAUGUUACACAGGAUACUUUAAAAAAUAUAAGAGUAUCUACAUAUAUAGGAUUGAAAUAUUCUCCGAAAGAACGAGAGAUAAUUAAUGGACUGUUUUACUGUUCAUCAACUAAAAACUGUACUCAUGAACAGAGCCGUGCGCAUUUGAAUUUGGAACUCAGAGUGAUGGCUGCAGUAUUAGAUGAAGUUUAUUAAAAACGUUAUGUUUUUAAUUUUCAACUGUUGAAAAAAAAUACAAAAUAACUUGUAUUCUACUGAAACACUUUUUAAGUAAUCGAAGUUUAAUUAAAUUUUUGAAAAGUGUUAUUUGGUAAAAUUAUUUAACACAACUUUUGAUUUUUCAAAAUUGUAACUGAAAAAUUUUUAAGGUUGCAAAUUUGUUUCAGUUAAAAUAUUGUCUAUUAUUUUGAAAAAUAUUAAUAUUUGAGAAAAAUAUUUAUAACAUAUAUAUAAUGAUUUUUAAAGCUUUUUUGACGAGCUACACGCUGUUAAUAAAAUUUUUUUUUUUUUUUAAAUAACAUUUGACCUUGAAAUUCAAGGUCAAAAUGUUAAUUUACGUUUAUCUCAAAAUCGGAUUUUUUAAAAUUAUUUUUAACUAUCUCAAUGGAAAGCUUGACUAAUUUCCUACAAAACAUGUAAUUUUCAGAGUGGGAUCUUUUAAAGUUUUUGAGAUAUUAAUUAAUUAAUUAAUUAAUGUUUAUAACAAAUGAAAUAUUUUACAAACGAAUAAAGUUACCGUAAUGCUGAAGUUAGUAAUUGAAAGUUAACGUAAUUCCUCAUCCAAAAGCCCUAUAUGAAGUAUUUUUGUUCAAUUUUAGUUAUUUAACAAUAAAAAAUGAAAUAUCUUACAAACAAAUAAAGUUAUCGUAAGUCUAAACUAACCAAUUGAAAGUUAAGGUAAUUCCGCA